AGUUUGGUUCGAAACCACAACUAAACCAUGUCCGAUCCUCUCCCUCCCUACCCUCCUCUCGAUCCCACCACCUACGAUCUCAUCAUCAUCGGCACGGGACUCCCCUCCUCCGUCAUUUCCGCCGCAGCUUCCUCCUCAGGCUCCUCCGUUCUCCACCUCGAUCCCAACCCCUUCUACGCCUCUCACUUCGCCUCCCUCUCCCUCCCCGAUCUCACUUCUUACCUCAACUCAAACACCCUCUCUCCUCCUCCUCCCUCCAACAACACUCAUGAUGACUCCUCCUUCCUCUCCCUUGAUCUCGUCAACCGCUCCUUAUACUCCUCCCUCGAGAUCUCCACCUUCGAACCAGACAUCCUCGAGGAAACUUCAAGAAGUUUCAACAUCGACUUGUCCGGUCCAAGAGUUGUCUUCUGCGCAGAUGAAUCCAUCAACCUGAUGUUGAAAUCAGGAGCUAACAAUUACGUUGAGUUCAAAAGCAUAGACGCGAGUUUUGUUGGAGAUUCUAACGGAGAGCUGAGGAGUGUUCCGGAUUCGAGAGGUGCGGUUUUUAACGACAAGAGUUUGGAUCUUAUAGAGAAGAGACAGUUGAUGAAGUUCUUUAAGCUUGUUCAGACACAUUUGGCGGAUGAGAAGGAUGUUAAGGUUGUUUCGGAGGAAGAGUUGGAGAGUUCUUUUGUUGAGUUUUUGGAGAAGAUGUGUUUGCCAAACAAAAUCAAAUCGAUUAUUUUGUAUGGUAUUGCGAUGUUAGAUUAUGAUCAAGACGAUGGUGAAACUUGUGGAUGUUUACUCAAGACUAAAGAGGGCUUAGAUAGAUUGGCUCUGUACAUUACAUCUAUUGGCAGGUUUUCUAACGCACAUGGGGCGUUGAUGUACCCAAUUUAUGGACAAGGGGAACUUCCACAAGCCUUUUGUCGUCGAGCAGCUGUCAAAGGAUGCAUCUAUGUUCUUCGGAUGCCUGUUACUGCUCUGCUUCUAGAUAAGGAAACUGGGGGUUACAAAGGUGUUAGACUAGCUUCAGGUCAAGAGAUAUUCAGUCAAAAGUUGGUUUUGGAUCCGUGUGUUACUGUUGGGUUGGAGUCAUUGUCGUCAUUGACAGAUCAGCAGAAAGAAACGAUUCGUGUUCUUGUCCCAAAGGAGAUAAGUAGUAAGGAGAAAAUUGCAAGAGGGAUAUGUAUCAUUAGAGGUUCUGUGAAAGCUGAGAUAUCAAACGCUCUUAUUGUAUAUCCACCUAAAUCUUUGUUUCCUGAACAGUUGACUGCGGUUCGAGUUCUGCAGCUUGGUAGUGGAUUAGCGGUUUGUCCACCUGACAUGCAUGUUUUAUAUCUUUCAACUGUGUGUGACAACGAUGAUCAAGGGAAAACUGCACUGUUAUCAGCCAUGAGUACUCUCAUUAGCCCGCAUGUUCCUGAGAAUCUUCCAAGCGAUUCAGUAGAUGAGAAUGUAACUGCUGAAGCAAAACCUCUUCUACUCUGGAGAGCCCUGUACGUGCAAGAGCUUGUCAAGGGUGAAUUUGGAGGUAAUAUCAGUUCCACCUCUAGUCCAGAUGGAAAUUUGAACUACAAUGAGAUUGUGGAAUCGGCAGUGAAGCUAUAUGAACAACUCAUGGGGAGUGAAGAACUAUUUAAAGAAGAAACUUCACAGGAGGACACAACAGAGGACAACGAUGGUGAUGGUGUUGAAAUAGAAGAUUGAUGAAUGAAUACUCGUUUCUUUAAAAUCUAUUAUGUGGUAAGAAUAUCAUGUAGUGGAUAUAUAUUCCAAGUAAUACACAGAGAAAAAGGUUUCUUUCAUUGGACAAGUAAACAAAUAUAUUUAGAAAAUUUACAUCAAACAUUUUUAACAAAUCUAUAAACAAGUCAAGGUUAAUCAUCCUC
Molecule: messenger RNA, 1874 nt
Organism: Eruca vesicaria subsp. sativa (arugula)
Lineage: Eukaryota; Viridiplantae; Streptophyta; Magnoliopsida; Brassicales; Brassicaceae
Source: the annotation of a GenBank genome assembly